UCUGUAUAAUACUGAAAUAAUACUUAAAUUUGUGGUGAAAAUUUUCAAUUUAUCAAUCAAUCCGACAUAAUAAUGAUGUCGUCGGACGAAGAAGAUAAUGAUGAUUUGCCGAGAUCAUCUUCAUCGGCAAGCCGAAUAGCAAGCGCCAUUUUGUUCGGUAACAUUGAUGAAAAUGGUGAAUUAACCGACGAUAUAUUUGAUGAUGAAUGUCGCCGUCAUCUUGAUUCAUUGCAACCACAUCUAUCAUCGAUUAUUCCCUUUGAAGAUUUGAUUGAAGAUGAUGAUGAUGAUGAUGAUUCAUCUCAGCAACGACAAUCCGAUAAUGACAAACGUUUAUCGGACGAUGAUGAUGGUAAAGGAUCUGAUUUUGAUUUAGAUACCAAAUCUGAAAUUGCAGUCGAUUAUUCUGAUAUUAAUGAAUUCGUUGCCGAUGAGGAACAAUCAUUUGUUGAAGAUCUGCUGAACAACAUCAUUCAAACGAAUAAAAAUGAUAAUUACGACGAUGAUGAUUACGAUGAUAAAAAUCCGAAUUUAGAUUCACAAUCUGAUGACUGA
This is a messenger RNA of Dermatophagoides farinae (American house dust mite), 555 nucleotides long. The record is from RefSeq and is a predicted model, not a curated record. NCBI's taxonomy places the organism in Eukaryota, Metazoa, Arthropoda, Arachnida, Sarcoptiformes, Pyroglyphidae.